Molecule: messenger RNA, 1577 nt
Organism: Aspergillus sclerotioniger CBS 115572
Lineage: Eukaryota; Fungi; Ascomycota; Eurotiomycetes; Eurotiales; Aspergillaceae
Product: FAD-dependent oxidoreductase
Exons: 4
Coding region: 192-1532 (446 amino acids)
Molecular function (GO): FAD binding
Source: RefSeq, a predicted model, not a curated record
GAAAGCUAAAUGAAUUCACCAAUGGCUGCAUGCAGCUAUUUCCAGAGCCAGCGGUACUAUGGAAAAUGGGGGCCACAGGGGAUUAUAAAGUCAACCAUGUUUCUUCUCAAUUAGCCGACUCCGAUUAAGAGUAUCAUUCCGCUUACUGUGAAACUGCAUCCUCAGCUCUUAUAUAUUUCUGGAAGAUCACAAUGGCUCUUAGACCGUGCAAAGUCAUCGUCGUGGGUGGUGGAGUAGCCGGUCUUGCCAUCGCCCUUAUGUUGGAGAAGCAUGGUAUCGAUUAUCUCCUCCUAGAAGCAUACUCGGAUAUCGUGGCUACAGUAGGUGCGGGUAUCGCGCUAUCACCAAAUGGCCUUCGAAUUCUUGAUCAGCUUGGUUGUUACGAGGAUAUUCUUAGUCACUCGGCAAGUGUUGAUCAGAUGCACGCUCGGAAGCCUGGUGGAGAGGUAAUUUGGGGGAUGGAGGCUGGUUUGGAGGAGGGGGCUACCAAAAGGCACGGAUAUCCUUGGGUGUGGAUGGAUCGGAAGUCGCUACUCGAGGUUUUGUACGAUCACAUUGCGGACAAGUCCAAGCUGUUGACUGGUAAGCGGUUGGUGUCUGUUACGCACACCGAGACCGGGGAUGUUGUGGUUACGGCGGAUGGGUCGACAUACGCGGGCGAUAUUGUGGUUGGGACUGACGGGACCCAUUCCGCGGUACGGAAGGAGAUCGCCAAGCGUGCAGAGGAGAUGGAUUUGGGGGAGGAUUAUGCGGAACAAAACAAGGUUGCUGCAAGCUACAGUUGUCUCUUUGGCAUGUCGGAUUCCGUCCCGGGAUUCCCGAGUCGCUGCCUCGAAUUUGUGGCCAACGAGGGCUUCUCAUAUGUGCUAGGCACCGGCCCCAAUGACCGUGUGUAUUGGUUCAUUGUGAACAAACUGGACCAGAUAUACUAUGGCGCUGAUAUCCCGCGAUUCACCGAUGAAGACAAGGAGAAGAUCCUUCAAGACCACAUGAAUGACCAGAUCACGCCAGAUAUUCGCUUGUCGGAUCUCUACAGCCGCGCAUUGACCACCAGCUGCACGCCCAUGGCCGAAUUCGUCUACAAGAAUUGGCAUCUGGGAAGGAUGAUUACCAUCGGAGAUGCUUGUCACAAGGUGCUCCCAAUUACUGCGCAAGGUGGGAAUCAGGCCAUUGAGAGUGCAGCCGCGGUAGUAAACGGUCUGGCCAGGGCUUUAUCGCAGGACUCGUCCCUAGGGCCGUUAUCCGAGUCGGAGAUCAAGUCGAUGUUUGAUCAAGUGCAGGAUCUUCGCUUCGCGCGCAUGACACAAAUUGUUAAGCAGACAAAUCAGCGACAGCAGAUGGAGGCCAUGGAAACGCCGGAGCUGAAACACUUCCUUCUCAACGUAUAUGCGGGUCUGAUGCCGGGCGCAAUGUGGUCAAGAUGGGAGGACUGGUUUGCCGCCGGCGUUUCCUUGAAAAGGCUCGCGAUUCCCACAAGACCAAGAACUGUUCUAUUUCUGGACGAGAUAGCUCCAGUGGAGGCUAAUCUGUAAUGAGAGUUCGAUAUGAGUAGCACUAGGUAAUAUAUUGACGUAUAG